This is a messenger RNA of Liolophura sinensis, 3447 nucleotides long. RefSeq names its product RNA-binding protein MEX3A-like. The record is from RefSeq and is a predicted model, not a curated record. Lineage: Eukaryota; Metazoa; Mollusca; Polyplacophora; Chitonida; Chitonidae. Bases 119 to 1951 code for a protein of 610 amino acids. The transcript has 2 exons. Gene Ontology annotation, molecular function: RNA binding.
AAACCGCGGCCGAGGCAGACGGGGCCUGGUGACAAAAACUACUUGAAAACGGGGAUUCAGACGAAGAUAUAUUUUUGUAUUUCAUGACUGUCCAAGAGAGAAGGUCCCCGAGUCUGUGAUGCCGGCUAGUCUGUUUACGGAAAUGAACGCCAAUACUGGUGGUUCUCCUUUGGAAGAGCAGCGCGCCCUGCAGUUAGCUCUGGAAUUAUCCAUGCUCGGUCUAAGCGCCGACGAUGAAAUUCCCCCUGGACUUACCCCCCAUGCGCCAAACACCUUUGAGGAUGGCGGCCCCCGAAAAAGGAGCGCCAACAUGACGGAAUGUGUCCCUGUGCCAAGCUCAGAGCACGUCGCCGAAAUCGUUGGCCGUCAAGGUUGCAAAAUAAAAGCCUUGCGCGCCAAAACCAACACUUACAUCAAAACCCCAGUCAGAGGCGAGGAGCCAGUGUUUGUGGUGACUGGCCGAAAAGAAGACGUAGGUGCUGCGAAAAGGGAAAUACUAUCAGCGGCUGAACACUUCAGCCAAAUACGGGCUUCUCGGCGGAACAACAGCGUGUCGGGCGGGAGUGUGACGGGCACAAGUCCGACCUCUUCCACUCUAACCCCCGGCCCUCCUAGCCCGAACGCUCCGGGCCAGGUUACCAAGCAGGUUCGGGUCCCGUACCGUGUAGUCGGUCUGGUCGUUGGCCCUAAAGGCUCGACUAUCAAACGGAUUCAGCAACAGACGCACACGUACAUCGUCACCCCCAGCAGAGACAAAGAGCCUGUGUUCGAAGUGACGGGACUUCCCGAGAAUGUAGAAAUGGCGCGAAAAGAAAUCGAGUCUCACAUCGCCAUGCGGACGGGAGGCAUGGUGGACAGCGGCGGCAACCACGAAGACUGUCACAACGAUUUUCACUCCAACGGAAUUGACUCUGGUUUUCACGAACUAAAUGGAGAUAUUAUGAGUUCCUUAUACAGCAAGCCUCCGCCAAAUAACAGCACUAAUGGUUCAAACGGAUUCUGUACCCCAUUCUCUGUAAACAACAGCAAUAACUUGGGGUGUAGAUCCGCUCGCAACAAUCACCUCUCUGAGCCCACCAUUUUCAACUUCCCACCAGUGAACGGGUGUUCAACAACGUCAACAGCCAACAAGUUAUCCUCUGAAUUCAGCCCGUUAACCUCAAAUGGAUUUACACCUUUUGGGAAUGGAUUCAGCAUUUAUGAUAAUGACGAGGGUAUAGGCUCUCCAUCGUUUGAUCCCAUACCGCCUUCCCCAUCAGUGUGGGCUGAUGUAGGGGACAAUCGCAAUAACCUGGUCUCACUUUUUGGAACUACCAGUGUGGUGGGCACUCUAAGCGGCUCAACGGUCAACAGCAGUCUUCCACGACGCAGCAGUAGCCUGGGUACGACCUCCACCCCGCGUCUGUCCCCUACCCUGACAGACUCGAAUGGAUAUAGCCCUCCCAGCAAUAAUGGCAGUACUGCAGCCUCCGAUCAUGUCAUGGUGCGACGCAUACGCAGUGACCCUUUGACUAACCAUUUGUGCAGUAUCUCAAGCUCGUUCACUCCUCUCAACCCCUCAAAUGUGUUCUGUACUGUUACAACGGCUCCGCUGUCAAGCGGCAUUGGAACCAUUUCCAACACCAACGGUUACAUAAGCAGUACGUGCAGUGAUAGCAGCACGAGCAGCAACGGAGGCUGCAGCCCACCCCCAACUGCCACCCCCCCAAACUGUGUUCAGCCCUUGGGUGUGGCCGCAAGUCCGCCGGACUCUAAUGAAGGCUCCCCGACUCGUGUUCGACGCAAUUGUCUAAUCUGUUCGGACAGUGAGGUGGUAGCAGCACUGGUGCCAUGUGGUCACAAUUUGUUUUGUAUGGAAUGUGCUAAUGAGAUAGUAGAGAAACCCAUGGAUGAGCGACACUGUCCCGCCUGUACGCUCACCCCAACUCAGGCAAUACGCAUAUUUUCGUGAGAGACCAAAACACAAAGGAAUAAUGCUACAGAGAAAAUAUAUUAGUACUUUUACUACACAGCCAAGUCAUAUUAUAUAUAUAUUAUAUAUAUAAGAUAAUAUAAUGUUUUGAUAUUUGAGAAAAAAAUCAUUAUAGUUUGAAUGGAUUUGAGAAAGUGCAAGAGCGAAAGGACAAUUUCAUUUGAGCACAAAUUACAGGCCUUGAUUUAUCUCAAGAAUGCUGCCAAUGAUAAAACAGACUUGAUAGCCAACCUCUUGAACUGAAAGCUGACAAAGGAAGUCUUUACAAAAAAGAAAAUUUGAAUCUUUACAUCCUUAGAUGGUUUUACUUUAUUAAUUACUGCCAUGGUUGGCAUUGUUUUUUAUUUAGAGUUUUUGGACAAAAAAAAAAAGAAAACCAAGUUUUAGUUUGAGAUGUUAGUUGUUGGACGCAGUUUUCUCCAGUAUGGAUGAAAACUUAUUGACGCAAGAGGAGUUUUUGAUCAAACGCAUUUAUUAUGGCUGGUAUGGUAUAUACACAAGUAUACAUGCAUGAAUGAGUUCACUGGGAUACUCGAAAACUUAUUGAGAUUAUUAAAGUUCCAAUACCAUGCAUUAUUUAAAAUAUAUAAUAUAUAUAUAUAUCUAUAUAUUCACUAUUACGAGCCCACACAAUUUACUGUACAACUUGAUAUAACCCAUGGUUAUCAAGGCAAGUAUUAUAGUGGACCUUUAAGAUAUGAGAGUAUUUUAUUCUUUGAAUUAUCAUUGUAUUUCAUAAAACUCCUGGUGUUGCGAAGUAUGAAUCUAAUUUAAAUUAAGAUUAUAUAUUGUGCCGAUAAAUAACUUCAAGUUAAUCGCUCUUUUUAAAGGGUGAGCUAUGUAUUAUAACAGAUAUAGUAAAUGUACGCAAAUGCAGGCUUUACCGUGGGGUAAUUGUUAUGGUUAAAAAAAAUUGAUUUGCUAUUAUCGGACUAAAGCUGUAAUUUAACAGAGUGCAUUUGUCUUACCAUUGAUCGUAUAUUGGGCGUGAAAAUCAAGUUGAAUUUUAAGUUCUGGUAACACAAUCAGUCAUAAAGAGAUUUGGUUUUAAAUUAUAUUUUAUCAGGAUGGCUAUUUUAUAGUCACCGAUUACAUAGACUUUAUUUUAUUCUAUAUUGUAUGAGGCUCCUUAGGGAGAAUUUAUAUGUAAUGUGAUGAGCUGACAGACAGGCUUCUGGCUACAUGUAUAUCUUAUUUGUAUAAAUAGCAUUUCAAAAUGACCAUUUUUGUUGUUUCACACUCAUAGUUUAGUAUUUUCUAUUUUAAUAUGAUAUUAUUUACUACCAGCCGAUGUGUAUAUGUAGAGAAACUCAAUACAGAUGUUGUAAACAAGUGAAAAGUCUAAAAAAAAAAAAGAUAUUUUUUAUUUUCAAGGCCAAUGCAAAUGUUGUGGCCAGAUACUAAUAUUAUAUUUGCUGAACUCAAAUAUUAUAAAUGUAAAAGGUUUUAUUUUUCUGGCAUUAAAAAGUUCAAUC